CCGGUGUACCUGGCGGCCGUGCUGGAGUACCUGACGGCCGAGAUCCUGGAGCUGGCUGGCAACGCGGCCCGCGACAACAAGAAGACGCGCAUCAUCCCGCGCCACCUGCAGCUGGCCAUCCGCAACGACGAGGAGCUCAACAAGCUGCUGGGCCGCGUGACGAUCGCGCAGGGCGGCGUCCUGCCCAACAUCCAGGCGGUGCUGCUGCCCAAGAAGACCGAGAGCAGCCAUCACAAGGCCAAGGGGAAAUGAUUCCCUUAAAAUUUCCAAAGGCUCUUUUCAGAGCCACCCACUCUGUCUUUCAAAAGAACUGAGCAUUUUCGUGGAUAGCAAUAUGGAUUGGAAGCAAUCACUUUGAACGUUUUUUUUUUUGUUUAGUGUUCCCCUACACAUUCAUAACUCCACAUAAGCUUGAAAACCUUGCUUUAAAAUAUGUAAUAGUUUUACUAAUAUAUCUGAUUAAAGUCAAUUUUUUGUAAGAAUUGUA
This is a messenger RNA of Alexandromys fortis (reed vole), 487 nucleotides long. Its product is annotated as histone H2A type 1-C-like. Gene Ontology annotation, cellular component: nucleosome; chromatin. Gene Ontology annotation, biological process: heterochromatin formation. The record is from RefSeq and is a predicted model, not a curated record. The annotation marks the transcript as partial. The transcript has a single exon. NCBI's taxonomy places the organism in Eukaryota, Metazoa, Chordata, Mammalia, Rodentia, Cricetidae. Gene Ontology annotation, molecular function: structural constituent of chromatin; protein heterodimerization activity; DNA binding.